ACCUGAUCGCAUUCUUUUGCGCCCAACCUUCAAAAAGCUCGUUCCCGGCCAUAGUCUGUUCUGAGAGCUCUGUUCCGUACUUUCCCCGGCCCCCAACCAGUAGACGCACGUCCACUGAAGUGCCACCACUAUGUCCACUGACGAUGGCUCAUUGAGGCCAUCGAAGAGUCCUUCCUCGACGACAGUAGACCAUGAGAAGAACGCAACCCAUCUAAGCUGCGCAGAGGCUGCAAAUAACCACCUGCCUAUCGAGAUUCCGUCAAACAUUGAUUUUAGUCACCCUUACCACCCAAUUCAUUGGCCUUUGUGGAAAAAAUGGUCACUCGCGACCAUUUAUUGUGGACUUGAAGUCUUUGUGACCAUUCGGUCUACAGACUAUUUGUCUGUGUUGACUUUGGUUCAGGAGAAGUGGGGAGGGUCAAUUCAGGUCGUGACCUUAGGACAAAGCAUGUUCAUUAUCGGCGCUGGUUGCGGACCUAUCAUCUUAGGGCCAUUAUCCGAUAUUUGGGGCCGUAAAUGGGUUUACGUGUGGUCCACGUAUCUCUACGCAUUAGUGAAUAUUGGAGCCGCGAUCCCGACGAGUCUACCAAUGCUCAUCGUUUUCAUGUUCUUGUCCGGUGCGACUGGGUCGGUAGCGGAAUGUAAUGUAGCUGGAACUAUUGCGGAUCUGUUUGGAGACGAUGCAGGGGCUGGUCAGGCAAUGGGUCUCUUUGUCGCGUGUGCGUCCAUCGGCCCCACUAUCGGGAGUCCGGUAGGGGCAUGGUUUGCUCAGGAUCCAAAAUUAGGACUGCCUUGGACAGGCUGGAUCAACGUUAUCAUCGGCACCGCGUAUGCUACAGGCAUGGCUUUACUUCCUGAGACCCUUCCAAGUAUCGUCAUUCCAAGGACGGCAAUGGCGGAAGAUGGCUUGGAGUUGGAGUUGCCCAAAAGAAAUGCUCUAGAAUUCCUCACUUUCACCUUGACUAUGGCCCUUAAAAUCUUGCUUUAUGAGCCUAUAGUGCUUUCCCUGAGUCUCUUCAACGGGUUCAUAUACGGACUCGGUUAUCUAUUCCUUGAGAGUGUGAUUUAUGUCUUCGUUGAUAACUAUCGCCUGUCAUAUAUCGAUGCUGAUCUCACUUUUUUAAGUCUCGGAGCAGGGGUGGUCAUCAUGCUCGUCUUCCUUGCACCUGUGCAAACCUGGCUGGUCCAGCGCGACCGCCGGAAGAAUGGUGGAAAGACCCGUCCCGAGGCGCGUUUCUUGCUUUCUCUCGUGACCGUGUGGGGCUUCCCUAUUUCUAUGUUCUGGUUCGCAUGGACCUCUGCCCCCGGCUUGGGUCAUACUUCCUAUUGGAGUCCCAUCUGUGCCGGAAACCGUGUAGCUUUACUCGGGAUUGUCAAUCCGUUACUUUGGCUGGGGAUUCUGAACUAUGUUACAGAUUCGUACCCUAAUCUGGCUGGCUCAGCUAUCGCUGCUACCAUCAUCCCAUCAUUCGCUGUUGGCGCAGGGUGUGCCCAUCUUGGAAUUUAUAUGUUUGAUCGCCUCAGUGCGCAAACGGCAAUAAGCAUCCUUGGGGCCGUCAGCAUGGGUGUGGUCGUCCUCAUUUAUGUCAUGUACUUCUUCGGCCCCGUUUUGAGGGCUCGCAGUAGAUACGCUCGCAAGUUCUAACACCCAUUUUGGUCUUACUCCUGAAUCAAGCUUCCGAAACAUUCAACCCCCCUACACGAACCGGAGGGCGGUGUUUUCCUUAAGGAAAAAACCACUGCCUCUUCUCCAGUCGACUAGGAGACAAAGUUUGGAUGCAUUUUUUCGUGCGAGACUGACCCAAAAGAGUCUUAUCAGUUUGUUUCGCUAUGAGGAUAUAUGUUUACUUAAGAAUGCAGACCCCCAA
Messenger RNA from Cantharellus anzutake, 1868 nucleotides. RefSeq names its product putative vitamin B6 transporter. Lineage: Eukaryota; Fungi; Basidiomycota; Agaricomycetes; Cantharellales; Hydnaceae. Gene Ontology annotation, molecular function: transmembrane transporter activity. The transcript has 13 exons. The record is from RefSeq and is a predicted model, not a curated record. Gene Ontology annotation, cellular component: membrane. Gene Ontology annotation, biological process: transmembrane transport. Bases 131 to 1645 code for a protein of 504 amino acids.